CGCCACUAGGGGAGGGCCGCAGAGGAGCGCAAGCGUACUGCGUUACUAGUCUCGGGACCCCUUUCCGAGAGACUAUGGCGCUCAACAAGAAUCACUCGGAGGGCGGCGGAGUGAUCGUCAACAACACCGAGAGCAUCCUCAUGUCCUAUGACCAUGUGGAACUUACAUUCAGUGACAUGAGGAAUGUUCCAGAGGCCUUCAAAGGGACCAAGAAGGGCACCGUCUACCUUACCCCUUACCGGGUCAUCUUUCUGUCCAAGGGGAAGGAUGCUAUGCAGUCCUUCAUGAUGCCCUUUUAUCUGAUGAAGGACUGUGAGAUCAAGCAACCUGUGUUUGGCGCAAACUACAUCAAGGGAACAGUGAAGGCAGAGGCAGGAGGUGGCUGGGAAGGCUCUGCUUCGUACAAGCUGACCUUCGCGGCAGGGGGCGCCAUCGAGUUUGGACAGCGGAUGCUACAGGUGGCGUCUCAAGCCUCCCGAGGCGAAGCCCCCACUGGAGCCUAUGGGUACUCCUACCUGCCCAGCGGGGCCUAUGUCUUUCCCCCGCCAGUCGCCAAUGGAAUGUACCCCUGCCCUCCUGGCUACCCUUACCCACCGCCCCCACCUGAGUUCUACCCGGGACCUCCCAUGAUGGACGGGGCCAUGGGAUAUGUGCAUCCCCCACCACCGCCCUACCCUGGGCCCAUGGAGCCGCCGGUCAGUGCGCCUGAUGUCCCCGCCACUCCUGCAGCCGAAGCCAAGGCCGCAGAAGCAGCUGCCAGCGCCUAUUACGACCCGGGCAACCCACACAACGUCUACAUGCCCAUGAACCAGCCUCCACCACCUCCCUACUACCCCCCGGAAGAUAAGAAGACCCAGUAGACCCCUCGCCCCUGCCUCCUGCCUCCCAUUGCUCGUCCCUUCCCCUCGCCUCGGGGCCACAUCUGGGGAGGGGGUGAAUGAAGGGAGGGACGUGCUUUCUCUCCAGGUCUGAUUAUAAAACACUCAACAGGAACCGGCGUUGACAGAAGGGAGGGGCCCCUGGACUGGAGCUGCGCCUCCAGCUGCCCACACUAGCGCAGAGCCCAGGCGUGCUCUGCACUCCUCCCUCUCAGCCUCUCCGGGGCUCUCCUCGGGAGCGCAGGGUGUCCCCCAUGUUCCUGUCUUGUUCCAGAAGCUUCUACCCACUGAGGGACUCUCUGGCCACCUCCUCUGCCGCAGUCCAGCGCUCUCGUUCAUCCUCACUUUAUCCUCAGCCUCUGGUCCUCCCGAGGGCCUGUCAGCCCAGCUCACACUCCUGCACCCCAGUCCGGGCCCAGCCGUGGGGCCACCUUCUGCCCAAUUAGCCUACAUUCCACGCCUCGCCAGCCCCCCGCCCCUGUCACACCUGCCUUCCCUGCCCUGUCCCUGGUCAUUCUGUGGCCUCCACUGUGUGACUUUGGGAGCUUUAACGGGAGCCUCCAAGGGGGUGGGUAGCGUCAGGGCUAGGCCCUCUGCUCCCCUGCUGGUGUUUGUAGAAUUCGUUUCCCUCUGCCUUCUCUCUCUCCCAUCUGGAAGGGGCUCCUGGAGCCGGAGAGUGCACAUCUGUCCCAGCAUGCCACGGGGAGGCUGAGGACCGGCCAGGGGGCGUGCUGCCCACACCUCCCGGCAGCCCCUGUGCCCUCCCCUCUGAGCUUCACGCCUGGGUGGCGCCAUGCCCCUGGGUGCACCCCGAUGUGCUCUCAUUCACUCCUGGACUUGGCGUGAACUGAGGAGAUGGUUAUUUAAAGAGGCUUCCCUAUUUAUUUGACCAAAAAAAUCCAGUUAAUAUAUUGAUGUAAAAUAAACCCUGUUUGCACCUUGAUUUGUUUGCUGAAAAUGUGAAGUAGUAAAAAUGAAGUA
This is a messenger RNA of Pteronotus mesoamericanus, 1859 nucleotides long. RefSeq names its product WW domain binding protein 2 (gene WBP2). Gene Ontology annotation, biological process: positive regulation of DNA-templated transcription. The record is from RefSeq and is a predicted model, not a curated record. Gene Ontology annotation, molecular function: transcription coactivator activity; chromatin DNA binding. Gene Ontology annotation, cellular component: nucleus. The coding region runs from base 75 to 860 and encodes 261 amino acids. The transcript has 8 exons. Lineage: Eukaryota; Metazoa; Chordata; Mammalia; Chiroptera; Mormoopidae.